AUGUCCACAGCUCAGAACCUCUCCUUCGUCCUCGAGGGCAUUCACAAGGUCAAAUUUGAAGAUCGACCAGUGCCCGAAAUCCAAAACCCCCACGAUGUGAUCAUCAACGUCAAGUUCACCGGUAUCUGCGGCAGUGAUGUUCACUACUGGGAACACGGUGCCAUUGGUAACUUCAUCGUCAAAGACCCCAUGGUCCUCGGACACGAAUCAGCAGGUAUCAUUAGCAAAGUUGGAUCAGCCGUCAAGAGCCUGAAGGUCGGCGACCGAGUCGCCAUGGAGCCCGGUAUCUCAUGCCGUCGCUGCGAACCCUGCAAGGCUGGCAAGUACAACCUUUGCGAAAACAUGCAGUUCGCCGCCACCCCACCCUACGACGGAACCCUCGCCAAGUACUACGUUCUGCCCGAAGACUUUUGCUACAAGCUGCCCGAGAACCUCACUUUGCAGGAGGGUGCCUUGAUGGAGCCGCUCAGCGUUGCAGUGCAUAUUGUCCGCCAGGCUGGUGUCACUCCCGGGCAGUCGGUGGUCGUCUUCGGCGCUGGCCCCGUUGGCCUGCUGUGCUGUGCGGUCGCGACUGCAUUCGGCGCCUCCAAGGUCAUUGCGGUGGAUAUCCAGCAGCAACGUCUGGACUUUGCAAAGGAAUAUGCCACCACCUCCACUUUUAUGCCCGGCAAGGUCAGCGCAAUUGAGAAUGCCGAGCGCCUGAGGUCUGAGAAUGGUCUGAGCGCUGGCGCUGAUGUGGCGAUUGAUGCUUCGGGUGCCGAGCCCUCGGUGCACACCGGCAUUCACGUCCUCCGCAACGGAGGUACCUAUGUCCAGGGUGGCAUGGGUCGCAGCGAGAUCCAGUUCCCCAUCAUGGCGGCUUGCUCCAAGGAGUUGAACAUCAAGGGUAGCUUCCGCUAUGGAAGUGGAGACUACAAGCUUGCUGUGAACUUGGUGGCAUCUGGCAAGGUGGAUGUGAAGAAGCUGAUCACUGGCACAGUCAAGUUCGAGGAGGCUGAGGAGGCCUUCACGCAAGUUAAGGCUGGCAAGGGAAUCAAGACUCUGAUUGCUGGCAUUGAUGAGUAA
This is a messenger RNA of Penicillium soppii, 1065 nucleotides long. RefSeq names its product NAD(P)-dependent alcohol dehydrogenase. The coding region runs from base 1 to 1065 and encodes 354 amino acids. The transcript is spliced from 3 exons. The record is from RefSeq and is a predicted model, not a curated record. NCBI's taxonomy places the organism in Eukaryota, Fungi, Ascomycota, Eurotiomycetes, Eurotiales, Aspergillaceae. Gene Ontology annotation, molecular function: zinc ion binding; L-iditol 2-dehydrogenase (NAD+) activity. Gene Ontology annotation, biological process: D-sorbitol catabolic process.